This is a messenger RNA of Amaranthus tricolor (Joseph's coat), 2915 nucleotides long. RefSeq names its product probable protein phosphatase 2C 33. The coding region runs from base 1247 to 2659 and encodes 470 amino acids. The transcript has 5 exons. NCBI's taxonomy places the organism in Eukaryota, Viridiplantae, Streptophyta, Magnoliopsida, Caryophyllales, Amaranthaceae. Gene Ontology annotation, molecular function: protein serine/threonine phosphatase activity. The record is from RefSeq and is a predicted model, not a curated record. Gene Ontology annotation, biological process: protein dephosphorylation.
AUAACUUUUCAUAAUUAAAUUUCGAAUCUUAAAUGCUGAAGUGAUAUUUGCUCGCCAAAUCCAAUAAAAUACGUUUAUCAAAGCGUGAGAAACUUGAUUUUAAAAAGAGAAGCUUAUUUCUUUCAUCGUCUUCAUAUUUUCAAUGUCCUAAAUUCGCCUUCUUUCUCAGCACUCUUUUGUGGGUGGUUACGCUUAUUUUUCCUCAUUUCAUCUUUUCAACAAACAAUUUCCCCAAAUUUUCCAUUUUUUCACUCUCUUUCUCUAUUUUCAUUUAUGUCUAAAACUUUUUUUUUUUGCUAUUCAUUCUUGUAACUUCGGAAUUUUGAAUCUUUUGUUGUUGUAUUGCAUUUAAACAUCUAACUUUGUAAUUGAAUCUCGAUCUGUUUUAUUUGAUUAUUUGAAUAAAUUGUGUUUUUUUGUUGCUCCUUUGUUCGGGUUCGAAUUUGAAUCCAAGUUUUAUGUAAUGGUGGAGUUUCUGGAAUAGUAUGUGGGAGAAAAAAAAGAAUAUUUACAAAAGGGGAAUUUUGUUUAUUAAUUUCUUCUUCUUAUAAUUAUAAUUAGUCACUUGUUAGAUCUUUUGCUUUGAGCAAUUUUGUGUCUUGUGGAAGGAAAAAGGAUUCUUCACUUUUGGAGAAGUUUAUAUUCUCUUAUUUUAAUUGGUUGACAAUUUCAUUGCUUCAAUCAAUUUAUGCUCCAUUAUGUUGGAUUCUGAAUUAUUGUCAAGCUGAUUCAUUUAGCAUUGGAGUUUGAUUUAAGUGUGAAUUUUGCCGGUUAUUGUUAUUGGGUAUUGGGGAAUUUGAUCAAAUAGUUAAUUUGGCUAGAAUUUUUUAUUGGGUAUUGGAGAAUUUGAUCAAAAAGAGUGAAUUUCUUAUUGGGUUUUGGAGAAUUUGAUCAAAGAGUGAAUUUGGCUGGAUUUUGUAAUUGGAAUUAAAGAAUUUGCUCAAAUAGUGAAUUUGGCUAGAAUUUUCUAUUGGUAUUGCAGAAUUUGAUCAAAAAGAGUGAAUUGUUAUUGGGUAUUGGAGAAUUUGAUCAAAAAGUGAAGUUGGCUGGAUUUUGUAAUUGGGUAUUAAAUAAUUUGAUCAAAUAGUGAAUUUUGUGGGAUUAAUUUGAUUGAUAGUUGAAGAAAAAGGUAAAAAUAGAGGAGGGUACAGCAAAAUCAGUAGUAGUAGAUUCAUCAAUAGAUUAUAGAGGGUGUUGUUGUGUAGCUGUACUGGAGUGCAUAGUUAAUAUAAUCAGGGCCCUAAGAAUGGGGUCCUGCUUUUCUGCAGAAAGCAGGAGCCCUCUCCCUGGUUCUCCUUCCUCUUUAGGGGUUAGAAAGAGGAAGAACUCCAAGAAACGAUUCGGGUCUCGUAGGAGUUCUUCCUUUGAAUAUAAGAUCCCUGGCAGGUUGUUCAACAAUGGGGCGACCGAAGUCGCCUCAUUGUUCACCCAGCAGGGAAGGAAGGGGACUAAUCAAGAUGCCAUGGUUGUUUGGGAGAACUUUUGUUCGAGAAAUGACGCAAUAUUUUGUGGGGUUUUCGAUGGUCAUGGACCUUACGGUCAUAUGGUUGCUAGGAGAGUACGAGAUGCCCUCCCGCAGAAACUACAUGCUCAAUGGGAAGUAAACGCAAAAAGUGAAGAAGUUCUUAGAAAAAUCAGCCUUAAUUCGAGUAGUGCAAAUCAUGAAGACGCUUCUUUCAUAUCAGCCGAUGAUGAAUCCAGAAUCUCUGUCGAUCUUGAAGAAACGCACAAGGAAUCCGAAAUAUUUCAGAUACUGAAAGAUUCUUUUAUAACAGGUUUCAGAAUGAUGGAACGGGAAUUAAGAGUACAAACGAGUGUGGACUGCUUUUGCAGCGGAACUACAGCAGUGACUCUUAUCAAGAAGGGGCAAGACCUUAUUGUUGGAAAUGUCGGUGACUCGAGAGCUGUGCUGGGAACCCGAGAUGAUGAUAAUGGUCUAGUCGCUGUGCAGUUGACUGUUGAUCUCAAACCGAAUCUACCAGCCGAAGCAGAGAGAAUCAAGAAGUGCGGAGGACGUGUGUUUGCCCUUCGAGAUGAGCCAGAUGUAUCUCGCGUUUGGCUUCCCAAUAUUGAUUCGCCUGGUCUUGCCAUGGCUCGUGCAUUUGGGGACUUCUGCCUCAAGGAUUUCGGUCUCACAUCAUUGCCUGACGUAUCAUAUAGGCGCCUCACCGAGAAGGAUGAGUUUGUCGUUUUGGCUACGGAUGGGAUUUGGGACGUUCUUUCAAACAAAGAAGCAGUUGACGUAGUUGCAGGAGCCCCUUCUAGAUCCACAGCAGCUAGAGCUCUUGUUGAAACAGCUGUCCGAGCCUGGAAAAUGAAAUAUCCAACAUCGAAAAUCGACGAUUGUGCUGUGAUCUGUCUCUUCCUGGACUCGGACACAGAUGCCCUAUCGUCUGCAGUGGCUACAAACGAGAAAGACUCGUCAGUUUCAGCUGAACGAGCUGAAGUAGGGAUUGAUAAAGAGGAUACAAAUGGCCCCACCACCCUGGGCGGGUCUGCAACCGUUAGAACUGAUACAGACGCAAUUCAGGAAAGUAAUGUGGAUGACGAAAAAAGCCCUACCGAGGAUGACUUGCUUUUGGACGACUAUUCUGCUUUAGAAGGCGUUACUCGAGUAAAUACCUUGUUGAAUCUACCAAGGUAUAAGCCCGGAAAAUAAGUUUUAUUCCGAUAGAUGAAAACCCGAAACAAUGAAAGAGAUCUAGGGUCAGUUACUCGAGAUUCUCGACUUGUUCUUUGUUCAUUUUAUAGUUAUGUUCUUUUUAUAUACAGAAAUUUUUUUUCGAGUGGAGAAACUUGCCUAGCUAUAUUAGGUUCUUGGGAAGUUAUGUUCUCCGACUUUAGUUUGGUUAGUUCAUGAAUUUUGUAAAAAAAAUUGUUAUUGUUCGAUUAUAGUUUACUCCUUUGAUAUAAAA